Messenger RNA from Trachymyrmex cornetzi, 1684 nucleotides. Its product is annotated as homeobox protein DTH-2. The record is from RefSeq and is a predicted model, not a curated record. Bases 659 to 1684 code for a protein of 341 amino acids. Gene Ontology annotation, cellular component: nucleus. Lineage: Eukaryota; Metazoa; Arthropoda; Insecta; Hymenoptera; Formicidae. Gene Ontology annotation, molecular function: RNA polymerase II cis-regulatory region sequence-specific DNA binding; DNA-binding transcription factor activity, RNA polymerase II-specific. Gene Ontology annotation, biological process: cell differentiation; regulation of transcription by RNA polymerase II. The transcript has 4 exons.
ACCCCCAAGUAAUCGGAGACUUAUUCGGCCAAUAUCUAGUGAUAGUGGAGCUUGAAGACGAAGUCAGUGUUUUGCAGAUCGAAUACUUCCGGUGAGCUGUCGUGCUUGUGUAUAGGAAUUGGUUUUCGCGAUUGCAAGAGCUAUGCGUGCGUUUAAACGUGAUCGAGAUCAGGGAAAGAGAAAGAGGGACAAACCCCGGCUCGCGGCGAAUGAUUGCGGGCUGUACAUUGAUUUCGGGGACAAACGGUCCCGAUGUUAGUGAAGACGGGGAAUUUUUUACUGUGCGCCCGUGAUCCAUUAUAGUAACAAGUGAGCGCGUCGACGUAUACGAGUGGCUUGUGGCAUUGUGGGAUUAACUAGUCGUGUGUACCGAUUUCGGUCCCGAGUGAACGAUCGUUCGAGUGACAUACUGUCGAAAUUUCACGGUGAAGAUCGGAGUUGAUAAACCGUCCGUCGAGAACGUGAUCCAAAAGGAGGUGCCGACGAUCGUGUGAAAACUACGUUGGCGAUCGGCAGUCGCGAACUAGACGAGAACGAGAGAAAGAGAGAGAGAGAGAGAGAAGUAGAGUCAUAAUGCGCCGUUGUUACGGCUAGCGCCGGCCUCAUCAUUCCGCGAAGCGCGAGCUUCAAGUAUUUCGACGGCGUCGGGCUCGCCGAGAUGAGCGGUGGCAACGGCGGCGGCGGAAACGGUGGCGGUAAUGGUAAUGGCAACGCCACGACUUAUCACCAGCACCAACAGCAGCAGCAGCAGCAGCAGCAACAACAACAACAGCAACAGCAGCAACAACAAUCGCUGGAGCAGGCCGGCCUGCUGUCAGAUCUCAAUGGCAUCGACCUGGCGAUGAGCCUGUCGCCCAAGCAGCACUCGUCCCACGUCCAAGCUGCUGCCCCCGGACCAGUUUCCGUUGCCAACGGGGCCGCCCCCGGUGGCGGUGGCGCCGGCAGUGCCGGCGGUGCCGGCGGAGGCAUGAGUGCCAUGGGUAAUCCUUACGCAACUAUGCAGCUCACGUCGCAAUAUCAAUAUUGCGCCGCAGAAUUAUCGCCGUAUCAUCACGCCGGGCCCGGCGUGGGCGCCACGGCCACAGCCACGGACCCCAUGAGGUCCCACGCGGUCUCCUCGCAUCAUCACCCGUGGUACGCACCGGCGCCACCGGCCACCAAUGACCCGCGCUUUGCCAUCUCGCGACUGAUGGGCGCCGCGGCGGCGGGCGCCGGGACCAACAUGGCCGGCUGCUCGGUGGGCCAGUCGAUGGGCGACGUGACCAAGUCGUCAGGAAUGGGGGUGGGCGUCGGCGUUGGAGUCGGCGUCGGCAUGGGCGUCGGCGCGAUGCAAUUCCCUCUCGCGCAGAGACGGAAGAGACGCGUACUCUUCACCCAGGCCCAGGUCUACGAGCUCGAAAGGCGAUUCAAGCAGCAAAAGUACCUCAGCGCGCCCGAACGGGAGCAUCUGGCGUCCUUAAUUCAUCUAACUCCCACGCAGGUGAAGAUAUGGUUCCAAAAUCAUCGGUAUAAAUGUAAGAGGCAAGCGAAAGAAAAAGCCAUGGCUGAGCAAAACGCCCAAAAUCAGGUAAUUACGCAAAUUUCGAAGUCUUGUGCAAACCGCUUCGAAAGUGAAACGUACGUUGAAUAUAAUAUUACGAAUUUCGCGAAGACGCACCAUGUCGAUGACUUCUAUUAUGUCUAA